GCUGGGUGGCCCCGGGGUCGGGACCGAGGCCGAGGACAAACAGGGCUGCCCGACACCCCCGCCCCCAUGGCCCAAGAUGACCUGGGAGGGGAGGGCCGCGAGUGUCCCCGGGGAGCAGCAUGUGGGGAAGAAGAGACUAUGGGGUUGCACCUCCUGGGUAAUAAGAGGGAGACGGGGAUCGUGUGACUCCCCAGGACCGUGGACGGAGCUCGGGCCCAGGGCGCUGAUGGCCUCCUGCCGCCUCCUCACCCAGUCGGGGCGCCCAGCCAUGGCCAGACCACCCGCCCCGGGCUCGGUGAUUGUGCCAGACUGGCACGAGAGCGCCGAGGGCAAGGAGUACCUGGCCUGCAUCCUGCGCAAGAACCGCAGACGGGUGUUCGGGCUGCUGGAACGGCCAGUGCUGCCCCCACCCGUGGCCAUUGACACAGCCAGCUACAAGAUCUUCAUGUCUGGGAAGAGUGGCGUGGGCAAGACGGCACUGGUGGCCAAGCUGGCUGGCCUAGAGGUACCCCUGGUACACCAUGAGACCACUGGCAUCCAGACCACCGUGGUAUUUUGGCCAGCCAAGCUGCAGGUCAGCGACCGUGUUGUCAUGUUCCGCUUUGAGUUCUGGGACUGUGGGGAGUCUGCACUCAAAAAGUUCGAUCACAUGCUGCCGGCUUGCAAGGAGAAAACAGAUGCUUUCCUCUUCCUCUUCUCCUUCACCGACCGCGCCUCCUUUGAAGACCUCCCUGGACAGCUGGCCCGAGUAUCAGGAGAAGCCCCUGGUGUUGUCAGGAUGGUCAUCGGCUCCAAAUUUGACCAGUACAUGCACACAGAUGUGCCUGAGCGUGACCUCACAGCCUUCCGGCAGGCCUGGGAACUGCCCCUCCUGCGGGUGAAGAGUGUGCCAGGGCGGCGGCUGGCAGAUGGGCGCACGCUAGAUGGGCGGGCUGGCCUGGCCGACAUUGCCCACGUGCUCAAUGGCCUGGCGGAACAGCUGUGGCACCAGGACCAGGUGGCGGCUGGCCUGCUCCCCAACACCUCUGAGAACACCCCCAGCUGAUCCCUACUCCCAACUCUCAGGCGACCUAAGGAGGAGGGCGGCAACCAGGUCCUAAGGCCGAGACAGGAAUAUCAAUGGCGUCCUGAGGGCCGGCCAGAGGCGCCUGUCAGGAGAAUGGUGCCCUGAGAAGCCUCCUGCCCCAGCAGCACCUUCCUUGCAGAAUUCAUGGCAGUGAGAUGGGGGCACAAGGCUCUGUGGGCCAGUCGGCUGAGGGCACGUGGGUGCCCCCCGGCCUUCUCCCUCUGCCCUGGGUGUGUGUGGGGGGGGUGUCUAGGCUCCAGAAGCUGAGGAACUAUAGGGGCAGGGCCCACUGGCCUCAGGCUUCUCCCCCCAACUGCCUGUUACCCACUCCCUUUCUGCUGUACCCAGAGAUGGUGACUGGGAAGAGGGUUGUCCCAGCCGGGCCUUCGAUCAAGAGCCUGUAUUAGUUGAGGUGACACCAUCUGCUGUACCAGAUAAACCCCAAAAUAUCCGUGGCUUAACUCUA
Nyctereutes procyonoides (raccoon dog) is the source of this 1532-nucleotide messenger RNA. RefSeq names its product ciliogenesis and planar polarity effector complex subunit 2 (gene CPLANE2). The record is from RefSeq and is a predicted model, not a curated record. Gene Ontology annotation, molecular function: GTPase activity; GTP binding. Lineage: Eukaryota; Metazoa; Chordata; Mammalia; Carnivora; Canidae. Bases 77 to 1045 code for a protein of 322 amino acids. The transcript is spliced from 6 exons.